AUGGGGAGCAAUUUCCAUGAGCUGCCGCCGUCGAAGCGAUUCAAGCUUCUCCACCGUCAGGAGCCACCGCAGCAGCCCAGCGCCCCGCCGUCCGCCGCCUGCCUGCCGGCGAAGAAGAGGAUUGAAUCCCACCGCCUCCACCUUCGGCCGGAGCAGCACAAACCAGAGCCAGACCUCCCCUACUCCUGCUGCCUUCCCGCGAAGAAGAGGAUAUGGGCCCCCCAUCCCCUCCUCCCCUUCCCACCGGAUGCUGUAGAGGACGACGAACCCUCGAAAUUUAUUGCCCCUAUGAAGCCCAAGGAAGAAGAUCAAGAAGGAGAAAAAGAAGAUGAAGAAGAAGAGGAAGAGGAAGAGGAAGAGGAAGACGACGGCGUGGUGUGCGCGGUGUGCAAGAGCACGGACGCUCACCCGCAGGAUCCCAUCGUCUUCUGCGACGGCUGCGAGCUCAUGGUGCACGCGUCCUGCUACGGAAACCCGCUGGCGAGAGGCGUCCCGGAGGGGGACUGGUUCUGCGAGAGGUGCGAGAACAAGGAGGAGAGCACUGAGUGCUGCCUCUGCACGGCGAAGGGCGGCGCCACCAAGCGGACCACGGACGGGCGUUGGGCGCACAUCCUCUGCGCGCUCCUCGUGCCGGAGGCGUUCUUCCACGACGGGGAAGGGCGGGAGGGGCUGGACCUGUCGCGGGUGCCGGCAAGGCGGUGGGAGGGCGCCUGCUACGCCUGCGGCUCUUCCGAGGGCUGCGUCGUCGACUGCUCGGAGGCCAGAUGCGGCCUCGCCUUUCACGCCUCCUGCGCCGUGGACGCCGACCUUUGCAUCGAGUACAGGGAGGGCAGAGGCGGCGGCAUCGUCGUUGGCUUCUGCCACGCCCACACCCAGCUCUGGAAGAAGGUAACCUGACCCACCUCCUGAACUCUCUCUCUCGCUAGACGCUCGAGCUCACACAUCGUUUUCGUCUCCAUGGGCAGCAACAAGUGACCGGAAAGUUCAAAUUCGUGCCUCAGCAAAAGGAAUUCUUGAAGGGGAAGGCCAGAGAUUGA
Spirodela intermedia is the source of this 1037-nucleotide messenger RNA. The record is from the annotation of a GenBank genome assembly. NCBI's taxonomy places the organism in Eukaryota, Viridiplantae, Streptophyta, Magnoliopsida, Alismatales, Araceae.